Molecule: messenger RNA, 468 nt
Organism: Macroventuria anomochaeta
Lineage: Eukaryota; Fungi; Ascomycota; Dothideomycetes; Pleosporales; Didymellaceae
Exons: 2
Source: RefSeq, a predicted model, not a curated record
GCGGUAACUGUGGAUAGUCCGGUCGAAGGUUACCUUCUACGCACUCCAUUACCGAGCGCACUUGCAUUCCAAGCAGUCUCCUGGGCGUGGGGCAAUGUGCGAAAUACACUACAGAUCAAGGUGAAUGGAGUAAUGAUCUCGAUACCUGCGAACCUCUUGUCAGCGCUCCAAACUUUCCGUCAGACGGACAAGCCGACGAUACUCUGGGUUGAUACCCUGUAUAUCGAUCAAUCAAACACUAGUAGGAAGAAUCACCAAGGACGCCUCAUGAAGGACCUAUACACCUCUGCUUACACGUUCCUCGCAUGGAUCGGUCUUGCGACUACAGAGAGUAUUGCCGGCAUGACUUGGUUGGAAGAAUUUCUGCAUCCUGCAAAACAUCGGGCGACGGCCAAUGACCCUGAUGAUAUCCAAGGGAUACCGUGGUGGACUCGGAUGUGGGUGGUGCAAGAAGUGCUUCUUGCGAAG